Messenger RNA from Cryptomeria japonica (Japanese cedar), 1122 nucleotides. RefSeq lists its product as uncharacterized. NCBI's taxonomy places the organism in Eukaryota, Viridiplantae, Streptophyta, Pinopsida, Cupressales, Cupressaceae. Gene Ontology annotation, cellular component: nucleolus. The coding region runs from base 230 to 838 and encodes 202 amino acids. Gene Ontology annotation, biological process: maturation of SSU-rRNA from tricistronic rRNA transcript (SSU-rRNA, 5.8S rRNA, LSU-rRNA). The transcript is spliced from 8 exons. The record is from RefSeq and is a predicted model, not a curated record.
UAGAAAGCCGUUGUUGAACAUCCAGAAUGGACCGGGCGGACUUCAUGAGACUAAGGUUCUCCUCCUCUGUCAAGUGGAUAUUAACAACACCGAGCACACGUCCUCUUGCCAGUUGCGUAGGCUAUCUUUUGCACAGGGCAAUGUUCUAGUUUCCACACACUUAUUGCUCAAGGCUAUCUUUUGCGCAGGGCAACGUUCUAGUUUCCACACACUUACUGCUCAAGAAGGAAUGGAGCUGAAGUCAGAUCCUCAAGUUUUUUAUGAUAGCUCAGUGGUUACUAGAAAACCAUCUUCUGGGGCAACUGCAAGUGAAUGGCGAAACUUCAUGUCAUCGAGGCCAUCUGAUAUGUUUAAGGAAAGAGAAACGAGGCAAUUAUGUAAGCAGAUGCAUGAAGAAGAGGACAUAUUCAAGAAAAUUUUCAAGGAAGUUGAAGAGUUAGGUGUUGCACAGAUGCCUUGGAAGAUGCGAAAGGCAGUUGAAAAUCAGAAAGUGGUAGCAUUGGGUGGAAAGCCUGCAAAGAAUUGCAAAACAUCUAUUUAUCAUGGUCAGUGUAUUAAGAAGAAGCGAGAACGUACGGAGCAGAAGGCAAUUGAGAAUGAGGAAACUCAUCUUGGCCGACCUGCAAAACGUGCAAAAAAAGAUGAUAGACAACGUAAGCCAGAGGACCGAGGGCUGAUGGCAUCUGAAGGAUUUUUCAAGCAAGGAAUUUUGCAUGUCAAGCCUUUGAAGAACAAUAUUGAAAGGAGCGAUGAAGGCCUAUACAGAAUGGGAACUGGAAAAGGGAAAAAGAAAAAGAAAUCCAAGAAAAAUAAACACAAGGGAAAAAAGAAACGAUGAACAUUUUGACAUUUAUUUUGAUAUCUCAGCUUCGUUGUUAUUGAAACAUCUUAGCAUCUGGCCUUUCUUUAAGCUUAUUAGUUUCUGCAGGUAGGAAGGUUUGUUAUGCAUUCAUUCAAUCUAGUAGUUUCUAUCCCGUGGCCUAAUCAUAACACAGAAUUAAUUCUAUUCAAUCGGACUUUCUAUGCUAGAUUGUCUAGUUUUAUCUUCUACACAAAUAUUUGACUCAUGGCAAUUUAAUUUAAUACAAAUUCAUUGGCUGGAGAAAUUUUUGAACUUCACAA